AUGUUUUCUACAAAUAUAUUACUCAUUUUGAUUAUAAAUACACCCAUCGUUUUUCCAAAAUCACACCUUAAGCGGACUUCGGAUGACGAAAAUGAAAUACUUCAAGAAGAUGACAAAGAGCCACUGAAAGUUCCAGAAGAUGUGGAAGUUUUCAAUGUAACAGCCAAUAAGCCUAGUCACUGCUGGCCAAGUUUCAGCGUGGACAAAUAUUUUAAUAUCUUAGACAAUCUGGACGCGCAAUAUGCUCAAGUCCGCAAUAAUUUUCAAGCUGCAGUUGGUAGUGAUAAUUUCGAUACUGAAAUGCUGAAGAUCCUAGUAAACACUGGUGGUGUUGCAGAACGAACCGCUUAUCAUGUAGGAGGCAAUCGUGGUCUUAUACCGGCAGGGAUAAAUCUGGGCGGCUAUUGUAUGAUGAGGGCUCCUAAGAAUAUUUUAUUCUUCCACCGUAUGAAGCUGCGAAAUGACACCCACUUUAAAAUCGAGUACCUCCACAAUGACCUCGAGAACAUGGUGCUAAAUACGAAGAUAAAUUUAAAUGACGUGCAUUUGUUGGGAUCUUUCGACCGUGCUGUAACCGAUAAAGAUCCUUCCAAACUAUUCUAUAUGCCAACAUUUGGACAGGCUGAGUUUCUAUUAAAAAAUGUAAAAUAUAAAAUGGAAGGACGCUAUCGCCUAUUGCAUAAUACGCUGAAUCUUGUACUCGCAAUCUCGGACAUUCAAAUGGACGACAUCAUUAUGGUGGUAAGUAUUUAA
Molecule: messenger RNA, 753 nt
Organism: Pieris macdunnoughi
Lineage: Eukaryota; Metazoa; Arthropoda; Insecta; Lepidoptera; Pieridae
Source: the annotation of a GenBank genome assembly